AUGGAAAAAUCAAAAAAUUCAUUUACGUGUACUUUUGAUCAAAAUUUAAUAACGAUCCUUGUUAGCUAUCUUGAUUUUCAGUCCGCAUUUCAAGGCCUUUCUAAUGUAAACAAACAAGUCAACUCGUAUUUCGUUGAUAAUGGAGUGGAUUACAUCUGGAAACUCUUGUUUACUACGGAAUUUUCGGCUUAUGAAUAUCCAGACCACAAAAAAGCCAAUGACGAGUCAAAUUAUCAAUACUUUAAAAGAUCAUUCAUGAAAUUUAAAGUUUUUAGAGAGCUCCUAAAGAAUAUAUUUGAAUUGACCAACCAGAAAAGGUCUAAAAAGCAAUACGGAUUUCUCAGAAACUAUGAAGACAGGGAAGUCCCAUAGUUCCACUAUAUCGAGGAGUAAAUAACUUUCGAGAUAGAAUGUCUUUUCAAAAACCUUAAUGACCAAGACCCUUGCAACAUGGUUCUCGACCCUGACGAGGAACACGAAUAUUUCUCAAACUUCAAGCUACAUACAAUGUCCUUCAACAAUUACAACCUUCAGACAGUGCUACUUACUUCUUCAUCAAUUCUCAACUUCCGUAUGAUCUUACAAUUGAAAACUGGUAUAAAAGGUUUUCCAUUCACUCAUACAAACAGAUACCGAUAGUGCAACUUUAUCGACUUGAACAACACUUUUGGAAUGGGUAAUAAUACGGUGUUUUCGAUGGCCGGAACUGAUAAAAGCCACGUAUUAUUGAUAGCACCAAAUAUUGAGACUUAUCUGAGCAGACAUUACAGUCUACUAAAGGAUGAUAAUUUAUUCAUCCACAAUGGGGAAAUUCACCAGUUUACCAAGAAUCCCUUAGUAAACAAUGGCUCUGUAUCUACCUCCAACGGGCUCAAAAUAGAGGUACAAGCUUAAAUUAACCACAUGUUCUGCCGCUUUGACUCUAGUUUACAUGAAGAUGCUCCCAAAUACUCAUUUGUAUAUCAAAUGAGGAUUUCUGUAGACACAGAAGAAGAAGCCUAAAAUAACUUUGUCCCUUGCAAAUUACUUUAAAGACAUUAUCGAAUAUUCAAUAAAAAUUCUAGCCGCAUCGUGGCAGGAAACGGGUUGAGUUGCUAAAAUAAAAAGUUCCCAAUCUUUAAUUAACCAACAGACCCAGUUUUUAUUUACACAAAUGUCCUCGAAAUGAAUGAUCUAGACUACACAGUAGAGGGCUACUUUACUCUUAGGUACUUGAAAGAAGGUGAAAAAGCGGAUGAUACAGCUGAAAACGUGUCUGAUGUUGAUCCAUCCCUACUUUUUAAAGUGUACAUAAACCCGUUUAAAUUAUGCCUUCCAGAAGGUUAAGAAUUUAUCAAGAAUCCCGAUUUUUAGGGUCAUAUGAAUUAUGAAUGA
Stylonychia lemnae is the source of this 1374-nucleotide messenger RNA. The record is from the annotation of a GenBank genome assembly. NCBI's taxonomy places the organism in Eukaryota, Ciliophora, Spirotrichea, Sporadotrichida, Oxytrichidae.